Messenger RNA from Eriocheir sinensis (Chinese mitten crab), 3210 nucleotides. RefSeq names its product ankyrin repeat domain-containing protein 54-like. The record is from RefSeq and is a predicted model, not a curated record. Gene Ontology annotation, molecular function: protein binding. Lineage: Eukaryota; Metazoa; Arthropoda; Malacostraca; Decapoda; Varunidae. The coding region runs from base 519 to 1814 and encodes 431 amino acids. The transcript is spliced from 8 exons.
AAUGGGGCUGUGCGGAUGCCGUGUUCGCUGCCCAUGUCCAGAGGCGUCACUUGCAGGGCCUUGGCGCGCACUCUAUGGUACAUAACUCUAUGUCUGAAACUCCCAACCAAGACCCAGGCCAAGGCCAAGCGUCCUCCUGGCAGCCUUCAGUGGUCUUGUUGACAUUCGCCAUUUCUCUGUGGUACGUUGACAGGAAGACAGAGAUACUUUGAUUAUCAAACGUAGAAACGCGAGACUGUUCAGAGACUUUGCGAGGCCAAUAUCAAGGCAAUUCCACCGACUUAUCGCCGUCAUUGGAACCAAAACCCGAGGAGGGCCACUGUUGUUUUUUUUCUGACUGCAGGAAAAACAUGAAGUGAAAACAAGAGAAAAGUACGAGAUCAGGAAAUGUGGAAUUAACGCAACAAGGACUACUUAGUGGGAGGCGUUACAAAGGCUCAUCCCCCACCCACCACUGGCCUGGCCUGGACUCCUAUGCAUGCAACAGCCAGGCCACAAGCGUAUUAACCCAGGAGAAAAUGGACUCUGGGAUUGACUCAACAGAAAGCAGUAAUGGCAGUGCCGAGGAGGUGGAAGCCGCAAUGGACGCUGUGCCCUCUGUGGCCCCACAAAAUCUAACCCCCAAUGAUAAAUGUGCCGGUACUCUGUCAUCAUCAUCGUCGUCGCUGUCGCUCUCUUCGUCGCCUUCCUCCUCAUCUAGCCUGUCCGCCGUGCAUCCCAGCACCCCGGCGGCAUCGUCUAUUGCCAACUUUGCCCCCUCCUCGCUGAAGGCUCUGGCAGCAUCCACAGUCAGCGAGAUAAAAACGGAGGUGCUGGAGAACAACAAGAAUCAGACAGAGCCGCUUCAAGUUGGCGGUCAGGACAUGAAGACGCCCCCAAACACACCUGCCCACACUGCCUUUAAACUGGGCACAACAGAGAUUCCUGAAGGCAGUCGCUUGCAGCUGCACUUCCCACUGUCAGGUAAAGGGAACUCGGAGGACUCCAGGCAGACCACCUAUGAACUUGACCCUCCACCUGGCCUGACCUUUGCCAAUGUGUCGCCAUCCAUGUGUCUCAGUCGUGGAUAUGAAGUAUACUCUCAAGGCUAUGCAGUGCUUCCCUAUGAACACAAUGCUCUCAAGAAGAAGCUCAGGACACUGCGCCUCAGGAUGAGACAACAAAACUGCAAGAUACUCUGCUCAAAGUCAAAGGAGAGGAAGCUUAGAAUAGCCGUGGGACUGAACAACGUUGCAACGGUGGAGCGGUUGCUGAAGGAAGGUGUUGAUCCUAAGGUUACCGACAUAAAGGAGCGGUCACCCCUGCACAUAGCUGCCUCAAAAGGUUAUGCAGAAAUAGCAAGGCUGUUGCUCCAGUAUGGUGCAGACCCUAACCAAAAGGAUGCCAUAGGGAACACAGCGCUCCACCUGGCAGCUUGCACCUCCAACAUCCCCAUGGUGACGCUGCUCCUCAAAGCUGGCACUAAUGUGAGGCAAGCUGACAACCAGGGUUACUCCCCUCUCCACCUGGCACGAUCCAAGCUCAAGCUGCUUCAAAGAGACAAUUCCUCCUCUUCAUGCGACAUUAAGAAGCAAGUCUAUCAGGUGAUAGAGAUGAUGCAGACUUACCUGGAAUGUUCAGGGAGUGCUGAGGAGGCUGAGUUGCUGAACUGCUUCACCACGCAACUCUCGCUGUCAGACACGAGACAGGAUGUCCAGGCGCUCCUUGACUCACUCAACAACCUCAGCCUCACCAACAACAACGCCCCCAACAACAACAAUUCAUCCACCACUGCCACUGCCACCUCCACUUCUCCCACCAACUCCACCACUUAGGUUCCUUCACUCAUGUUUCUCCUCACAGUAUGUGUGGGGAUUUACCAGACAAGUUUGGUAAUUGCGGGGCCAUGUUCGGUGGUGGUCUGGCCAAACUUGUACACACAUGGCGUCAGCGUAACACAGUAUCCAACGUGGUUUGAGCCAUGCCAGUGGUGAGGGUCGCUAAUCAUUUUGUUUCAAUGAGGGUGAGGAAACUUACACUCACACCAAAAUUAACACCAACGAAGUGAAUAACUAUUUUGUAAUAUUAUUGUUGAAUAUGAUUCAAGUAGUGUCAUGGGUUUUCUUUUAUAAUGCAUUUAGUUUGACACCAUUUGUGUCAUAGUGUGCAAACAGGUUGUAACCUUUUGAAGCAUUCAAUAGAAUUUAGGUGUAUCAUGGACAGUUGCAGUCAGUUACACAACUUUGGAGCCAAAUAAGAAAAUGGCCUCUCAGAGAAAAGUGAUUGUCGGACAGCUUCACCAAGGCACGGAGGAUCGUCAUCAUUAUGUUGAAUCACUCCAGGCCAUGGCAGUGGACAGUGUACCAAGGCAGCAGGCACCUGGGCUUGCCAAGUUUGAGAACCUUAAAGGGCAUGAUUCACAAGUUCAGUUCCAUUGUAGCUCUUCUUGGCAGUCAGUGCCACUCAGUGUGGUGUGAAGUGGAAUGACAAAAAUGAUUAUUAAGAUCUGUCCAUCGAGAAAUUAGACCAUAUCUCCUUACAUCUCUAUGGCUAAGGUCUAGACAGUAGAUGUCUGAUCCCACAGUAAGUGGAGUAUGAAUGAGUCCAGUGUGUCAUUUCUUAGAGAUUUGCAAAAUGCCCCUCUCCUUUCUAUUCCAUUUAAUAGACUAAUAUAGUUCAGAUAUUUAUAAAACAAUAACAUGACAUAGUUUUAGUAAUAAAAAGCCUGGCUGUGACUAGCUGAAAAAUGAUGCUCUAGCUACUGCAGUAAUUGAGUUUAGGUCAGUGCAGCAAAACUUACUUCCUGGAGCUUAAAAAUGUGUCACGUUCCAUCACGGCGGCAUUAUACCGCAAGGGUUGUGAGUGGUGGCCGAGCAAACAGGAAAAGUUAGCCUGUAAAGAUCGAUACUCAACUUAGUAGUAUCUGAACUGUUCAUUAUUCAUUUCAUUAUUUAUGCAUUUAUAUUAUUGUGAAUGUGUGUGUGUGUGUGUGUGAAUAAAUUUUGUCAGGCUGUUUUUUUUGUUUUUUUUUAAAGGAUUACAUCAAAAAUCAUAUAGAGAUCAAACUCAUUAAAUCCUCUUCCAACUAAGAAAGUUCAAAUGCAGUAAUUGUCAUAAAUUAAUUCAGUCAAAAAUUACAUAAAUACUUUGUGCAUGUAAUAGUAACCACUAAGUACUGUCAUGUCGCACCAUGUUUGAAAUGGAAAGCUUAAUAAAAGUUCUUUUUUUUAA